GGAAGGUGGAAGUUGUGUGAGCUGCGUGUCCUGAAGACAGUCUGCUCCCAGAAAGGAGACUUCCCCAGAGUCCUGACUGGCUUCGUAGGGAGCAGUUCCAGAGCAUCGUCCAGGAACUCCAUGACAAGAGGGGGCUCAAGGCUAGGGGUUGGGGUAUGGGAGAGGGCUUUGGGUGAUGCUUACCCAUUGGGGGCUCCCCGGAAGUGGUAACAGGUCCCUCCCUCGUCUCCUAGCUCCACACGCUGCCUUCACCUGCAGGCACCGCCUCCGCAUAUCCCAUAGGCUGCAGUUCCCAGCCAAUGGGACCUACGGGGCUGGCAGUUCAUGGAGCUAGAAGCUUAGGGAGGGACAUGUCCUGCGGCAGAGGAACACUUUGAAUAGUGGGGGUAGUGAAAGCCAGUCCCCUUGCCUGUGUCUGUCCCCCCCAGCUGGCAGCCAGGGUGCGGGGGGGAGGGCGGGGUGAAGGACUGGGACCUGGAGGGCACAAUGGGCUGGGACCCAGCGGGUGCGGUGGGCCAGCUCCCAGGCGCGGGAGGCUGACAGCGGAGCCCCGGUUAAAACCUGCAUCACCUGCACCCCUAAUUUCUGCGCUUAUGGACAUGUUGUGAGAAGCCAGGUAGGGAACCUGCCAGCCCCGCCAACCCCUGCCCUCCCCCGUACCAGUGGGGGUCAGAGGCUGCUCCCACCAGAGCACCUACCCCAGAACACUGUCCCCCCAGCACCCGUGGUGCCCUCUGGGCCGCCCCCCCCAGCACCCGCAGCCCCUCCAGAAGCACCUGCGGCACUCCCAAGAGUUAGUCAGGGGUACAGUACAAGUCAUGGACAGGUCACAGGCUGAGAAGUUUUGUUUACAGCCUGUGACCUGUCCCUGAGUUUUACUAAAAAUACCCAUGACUCUAAGGGAGUCUUACCCAUUAUAUUAGCGCCCGGGAGUUAAUUGAGCUUCCUGGGUCAGCUGAUGCUGCCUCCUGCAUUGUGAUCUGGAGCCCAGACUGAGCAGCUGCUGCUCCCACAGUGGGGUCUGUGCCAGGGAGAGACCUUCAUUAAUCCCCCUCUGAGUCCAACCCGGGGGGACUUUCCCCAUGCCUGGAACCAGCCCCUCAGCUGGAGCCUGCAGGGAAUGGGGAGAGACCCGGGGGAAAGGGCUGGGGCCAGGCAGGAAAGUGACUCUGCACAAAGGGCCCCUUUCAGUGAGUUUGCUGGUGAGUUUGUACCGAAUGGGGAGGGGGCUCCCUGUGUGUCUGCGGGUCUCAGAGCUGCUGCCCUCAGUGACACAGCCAGGCUCACGCUGGAAAGUGAGCACCCAUGGGAACAGGACAGUCCCCAGUUCCCCCAGCAGAGGGGAGAGGGAAGGAGACAGGAAGGGGAAUGGUGAGACCGAAAGGGGCAGCAGGAGCAAGAAGUGGGGAGGGAGGAUCCCAGCUCCCAGACCUGCCCGUAUCCAUUCCCUGCAUCACCCCUGGUCAGCCGGACUCUCCUGGGAAUAAGGGGAGGAGCUGACAGAGCAAAAGCCUGUUCUUGCCAUGGACGAGUCCCUGCGCUGCUGGGGGGACGUGCUGUCCUCGGGUCCAAUGUUGGGGAAUCUCCCAAAGUGGCUCCUUUGAUUCUGCUCUUUUCCAGCAUUUCUUUCAGAGACUCUGUCCGUGGGAGGGUCAAAAGUGUCCCAGGGGUUCAGUGCUGGUGGAAGGGGCCGGAUCUGUGUUGUAAUAAAGUGAUUGAGGGCUUUCCCAGCGUGGCAGAGUCCAGAGCGUCUGCCUGCAGGGAGGGAGCCUGGGGGGAAUCGGGGUGUGAAAUGGACUCAAGCCCCUUUUGAAACCUCCCCCGUCACCCCUCUCUCCCUGACAGGCUGAAGAAUCACAUCUGCAUUUCGCUCCAGAUCGUCCUGUCUUCCAGGGGACAGGGACAGGAAAUGGCUGUGAUGGAGCCAGCUCAGAUGCCGGUGACCUUCGAGGAGGUGGCUGUGUAUUUCACCCAGGGACAGGGGGCUCUGCUGUACCCCAGUCAGAGAGCCCUCUACAGGGACGUCAUGCAGGAGAACUACGAGAUGGUGACCUCACUGGGAUUUCCCAUUCCCAAACCUGAGCUGAUCGCCCGGCUGGAACGAGGGGAAGAGCUGUGGGUCCCGGAUCUCCAGGCCGCCAAGGAAAGGGAGAGCCCGAGAGGUACCCGCAAAGCAGGUGGUGAGAGAGUGAGUGUGAAUGAGGAGGACAAUCAACAGCAGGAAGUUCUUGGGGAAGUGGAACUAUGGGGGACCUUUUUGAGAAGAGCUGAAGGGAAUUUUUCCCAGUGCUUGGAACAGGAAGAAGCCUGGGGAAAUCGGGGCAGGUCAGAAAAACAGCUGGGAAAAGUGACAAAAGUGGAUGAAUCCAUUGAUUGUGGGGCAGGAUACAAGGAUCCCGAGGAAACCACAGACCAGCGGACAAGUCACAAUAAAGAGAAACCCUAUAAAUGCCCCAAUAUUGCGAAUAGAUCUCAUAUGACUACAAACCUUAUUUCUCGUUGGAGAAACCAUGCCGGAGAGAGACCCUAUAAAUGUCUUGAUUGUGGGAAAUGUUUCAAUCAGAAGUCAACACUUGUUAGGCAUCAGACAGUCCACACAGGAGAAAAACUUCAUAAAUGCGCAGACUGUGGGAAAAGCUUCAAUAGAUGUUCAUACCUAGCAAUACAUCAGAGAAUCCAUACGGGAUUCAGACCCUAUAAAUGCCUUGAAUGUGGGAAGUGUUUCAGUUGGAAGUCAAGCCUUAUUACACAUCAGAGAACCCAUACAGGAGAGAAGCCCCAUAAAUGCUUGGACUGUGGGAAAAGUUUCAUGCACAGAUCUGACCUUAUUAGACAUCAGAAAACCCACACAAGAGAGAAACCCCAUAAGUGCUUGGACUGUGGGAAAACGUUCACACAGAGAUCAACCCUUGUUGCACAUCAGAGAAUCCACACCGGAGAGAAACCCUUUAAAUGUUUGGACUGUGGGAAAUGCUUCAGCCAGAGUUCAUAUCUUACAUCACAUCAGCAAAUCCACACAGGAGAGAGAACCUAUAAAUGCCUCGACUGUGGGAAAUGUUUCAAUUGGCAGUCAUCAUUUAUUACACAUCAGAAGAUCCAUAGAGGAGAGAAACCCCAUAAAUGUUUGGACUGUGGGAAAAGCUUCAGUAGCAGCUCAGACCUCGCUAAACAUCACAGAACCCACACGGGAGAGAGACCCUACAAAUGCUUGAACUGUGGGAAAAGUUUCAAUAACAACUCAAACCUUCGUAAACAUGGGAAAAUCCACUCUGGUGAGAGACCUUAUAAAUGCUUCGAUUGUGGGAAAUGUUUCAUUUGGAAAUCAAACCUUACCAGGCAUCAAGGAACUCACACAAGACACAGAUCCCAUACCUGCUUGGAAUGUGGGGAAAGUUUCAUCCAGAGAUUGGACCUUACCCAACAUCAGACAAUGCACAAGAGACAGGAAACAUAAAUGCUUGGAUUGUGGAAAAAGUUACAUUAAGAGAGCAGACCAUAUAACACAUCAGAGAACCCACACAGGAGAAAAUCCCCAUACAUGCUUGGACUAUCUAGGGCCACUCACCCAUGUGGCUUCUCCAAUGUUCAGUAAGGUUUGAGCUCUAACUGAAGCUUUUUCAGUAAGAGCUCAAACCUUACUGAGCAUCGAAGAAGCCACAUGGGUGAGCGGCCCUAAAAAUAGCUUGACUGCAGGAAAAGAUUCAGUCUGACUUUACACUUCAGUGACCCACACAACAGAGACCUUGAAUGUGGGGGAAGGUUCAUUUGGUGCUCCCGGAGUGUCAGGCAUCUGCAAACUCACACAGGGAAGAAACCUCUGAGAUGUUCUCAGUGUGGAAAAUGUUCCAAGUGGAGCUAACACCAUAUUGAACAUCAGAGACUCCUCCACACAGCAGGACCCAGCUGCCCAUCGCUGGGGUGAAGAUCCAGCAGCAGCCGAGCAGCAGCUGGUCAGUGACCCUCUGGCUCUGCCUGGUCUAAGCAGACCCCAGGCAGAGGAGAAGCCCUCAUCAGCCCCUCCUCCCUGCUGCAGCCCUGGCUGCUGAGCUGAUGGGGCACAGGUAGGGGAAGGGAGAGAGAAAAACUCCUCCAGCUGCUCCCUCUGCCUGGCUGAAGUCCCCCUUCCCCCAUCUCUUUUCCCCUCCCAGUCGGGAUCCCCCUGCCAUGGAGAUGAGAAGAAGGACACUUGGGUCAGGCCCCACCUUCACUCUAGAACCCUGUCUCCACCCCCCAUCUUCCACCACCCCCUGGGCUGGGCUCCCCCACUGACGUGGAGCUGUUCUUUGCAGGGGGAGGGUCCCUGGGGGCUGGUAACCCCUUCCCUCCCCAAAUGCCCCAGGGUGCUGGGCUCUGGGGGAUCUAAUAUUUAGGGACUAGGCCGAUGGGUUAUGGGGAGGACACUGGGGAUUGACUGGUUGGGGCUGGUGGAGCUGGGAAGCAGGGGGAGCUGGGUGCUGGGGCUAUUGAGUGUUUGGGGAUCAUGGGAUAAGAGGCGAGGGAGAGCACAGGGUUAGAAAGGUGCUGCCUCUCCUCACUCACCCCCUCUGCCCCUACUCCCUCUCGUCUGCAUUCAGACAGCACCACUGAGAGGGGCUAAUUCCCACAGGGCCUUUUGUUGGAAUCUUGGAUUUCCCACCUCUGCCUCGCAGCGUCAGCGUCCAAGGGCCUGUCUAUGUUUGGGAUUAACUAGCACAUCUCUGAAACUCGACCAGAUUGCCUAGUCCAGACUGACCCUGACCAUUGAAUUUAUUCUGAUUUGGUGACAGUCUGUUCCCCUAUGUUCACCUCUUUUACAAGA
This is a messenger RNA of Dermochelys coriacea (leatherback sea turtle), 4798 nucleotides long. Its product is annotated as zinc finger protein OZF-like. The coding region runs from base 1910 to 3454 and encodes 514 amino acids. The transcript is spliced from 4 exons. Gene Ontology annotation, molecular function: DNA-binding transcription factor activity; RNA polymerase II cis-regulatory region sequence-specific DNA binding. The record is from RefSeq and is a predicted model, not a curated record. NCBI's taxonomy places the organism in Eukaryota, Metazoa, Chordata, Testudines, Dermochelyidae. Gene Ontology annotation, biological process: regulation of transcription by RNA polymerase II.